AUGCGUCGUUCGGCUGUAGUCACGGGUGAGGUGCGUCAGCUUGUGGCAGAAAAGCGACUUGACGUCCUGCUCUUGCAGGAACCAUACGUCAGGAAGCAGAGCCACAGCCACACCUUCUAUGGUUUAGGGACAGGGAUGCGGAUUGCCGCUGUACGCUCGCAUCAUCCGUGGGCGGCGGUUGCGACCUGUAAUCCCAAUUGGGAUAUGCUUUUUGUCUCCCAACUUAGCACGACCCAUUGCGCCUGUGCGGAAGUGCGAGCUCCCGGCUUCUCAUUCCAUGUUGCAUCAUGUUACUUCCAGUACAGCGACGAGAUUGAGAUGCACCUCAGGCACCUCGAGACGGUGUUUCAUUCGCUGAGGGGGAAGAGAAUCUUAGUGGCGGUAGAUGCCAACGCGCGGUCGUCCCUCUGGGGUCCCCAGAGGACAGACGAAAGAGGGGCCAAGUUUGAGGACCGCAUCCGAGCGAAUGGUAUGUGCGUUGUGAAUCGCGCUGGCCAGCCGCCCACAUUCUGGACGACAAGGGGUUCGUCAUUCAUCGACGUAAAAUUGGCGUCGCCCGCCAUGACCCAGUUCAUCGGGGAUUGGACGGUACGGCGCGACUGGACGACCAGCGAUCACAGUGCUGUGGACAUUAGGUUGAGGGUGCCAAGGGUAGCAACAGGCGGUGAUGGGUGUGCAGGACUCACACGGUUCAACGUGCGUUGGGCCGAUUGGGAAGUGUUCACCCAGAGCCUGUCCGAUCUCUCGAGAUCGCGGCUCGAGGUCCUUGAUCUUGCCUCCGCAAGUAAAGUCGAAGACAUGGCGGUGACUCUAGCGGGAGUCCUUACGGAGUCUUGUGAAGCUGCUAUGCCAAGGAAGAAGAUUUUUAGGAAGUCCAACCCGUGGAGGACGCCGGAAUUCCCUAUUCUUAAGAAACGGCUCUACCGGCUAAAGAGGAACCUUUAUCUUCAUUGGGAACCUGACGACCCGACUUACCUCGCUAUUAAACGGGAAUAUCGCUCAUCUUCGCGAAACUAA
Molecule: messenger RNA, 1017 nt
Organism: Ooceraea biroi (clonal raider ant)
Lineage: Eukaryota; Metazoa; Arthropoda; Insecta; Hymenoptera; Formicidae
Molecular function (GO): catalytic activity
Source: RefSeq, a predicted model, not a curated record